Molecule: messenger RNA, 892 nt
Organism: Aspergillus welwitschiae
Lineage: Eukaryota; Fungi; Ascomycota; Eurotiomycetes; Eurotiales; Aspergillaceae
Exons: 1
Coding region: 543-710 (55 amino acids)
Source: RefSeq, a predicted model, not a curated record
GUCACUCGGUAACUCCGGGGUUGAUGGCUUUUCCUCUUCUGCUUCCUUACAGCCGGAUUACACCCGGGGUUAUUGUCCGCCUUGCUGUUUUCCUGGUUCACGCUCUUCAUCAUCCUAUCGUUGAUUGGAGUAGAAACCGUUGGAAUGGUUACGCAAAGGAGUAAAUGGCCAUGUGUGAAGGAGGGUAAAAGGAAGGGCCAUGAUCGACAAACAUUGGGCGGAUAAUCAUUUUCAUUCUGGUUCCUAUUGAUCUGAUGCCGUUCAGGCCCCCCUCUUCUCCUCCGUCUGAACCAGAAUGCCAACUAACUAGUCAGUCAAGCCUCCCCAUGCUUGUGUCUCUCCCAUACUCCAUCUGGGCAAUCUAGUCGCAUAUUAGGCCGGAACCGUUUUCUGUCGGGCUCCAUCCGCUGACAGGCUGAAGGGAGACUAGGAGCUUAGUGAAUUUCAGCCUGCAACAGACGAUUCGUCUAGGGGAGAAUCAGAUAAAUAAGCGCAAUAAGAGAGGCGGAUGCCAAGUAGAUAGUAAGUCGCAGGAAUGGGGAAUGGAUAUUGUCGGGGAAAAAAAGACCCCUCCAUGGUUUGUCAUCGUUACUAUUUGGAUAUUUGGAUAUUUUUUUUGUUUUGUUUUGGAUCUGGAUACUCUUCCGUUUAGUUUAAUUUAUUUCCACUACUACGGAGUACUACUACUAGUUAUAGUUCCGAUACGGUGAAGUUCCCUUGUCGCCUAGUAGUUGAAGCCCAACCAGGGAAUCAAUCAUUCAUUCAUCUGGAAUGGCAAGCGGGCAGAAGAAAGGGAGGGGAGGGUGUGCUUUGGCCCCCAGAGCCACUGGAAGCACAACAGGUUGGUAAUCGGAUAGUUGCUUGGAUUUAUUGGAUGGUUGGGCUCUCUUUG